Molecule: messenger RNA, 1680 nt
Organism: Heterobasidion irregulare TC 32-1
Lineage: Eukaryota; Fungi; Basidiomycota; Agaricomycetes; Russulales; Bondarzewiaceae
Exons: 7
Coding region: 1-1680 (559 amino acids)
Source: RefSeq, a predicted model, not a curated record
AUGUUUGACUGGUGUGAGACGUCUCGGGCAGCUGCAGCCAUUCUGAAUUCUCUGAUGGCAGGUAUUUGCGUGAAUAUCCGUGGAAAUAGAAGGGUUGUUCGGAAUGGUGUCGAGGUAGAAACGAAGAGGCGAAUUAGGGACAUAGGCUGCCGAACUCCCACUCCCUUCUCUUUCGGCAAACUAUCGCUUUCGGGAGAUAUCGAGAAUAUGGCUGGGGAUGACGUCGUCUCCAAGGCGACCCGCCUCACCGAGAAGUACCCAAACGCCUAUAGCGAUUUCUAUGGUUCAGCUACUUGGGUUUCUAUCGGCACGCGCAUCUGUGACGAGCUUGAAUCCGUUGGCAUAAUGUGGACGUCCGUCAAUCCCCUCGCCUACGCCAAUACUGGGGAGCCCAAGCCGCAGGGCUGGGUCGUGUAUGAGCCCAAGCCGUUCUGCCCUCUUAUCACAUGCGUCGGUGUGAAUCCCGGUUCCCUCCUCUACGAGGCCACUGUUGCUGCUGCUGCCAUCGUCAAGAACAUCCUCACCGACGCCGGCUUCCCCGACAUCGAGGUGGCAUUUAUCGAGUCGGCAGUGACUCGUUUUACUGGCCCAAAGCUCCUCUCGUCUAACCCCCUCAUCGACAGCGUCCCCGACCUGCGCAAGCCGUUCAAUACCGCUCUCGGUCUCUCUACUGCGCCUCGCAAGUACCCGUACUACGAAGGGACCGCCGCCCUCUACUUCCGCCUUUCUAAAGACGACGACCGUGUCGUGACCCUCACCUGCGCUCACGUCUCUCGUCCUCCUCAUGUCUACCACAACACAGGCAUGACCCAUAAGGAGGGUAGUCAGCGUCGUGAGGAAAUUGUCGCGCUCGGCACCAUGGGCUACGACAACGGCGUCAAGGCCAUGAUGGCCACUAUCGGCGACUGCCUCCAUUCUAUCGACGCUUGGAACAAUGUCCUUCGCAGGCUUGGGGACCCCGUCGAGGGAGAAAGUGAGAACGUGACUGAGAGUCGCGAUGAGCACUUGGAUCUGGUGACGGAGGCGACGAGGGAGAUCCAGAGGGUGAAAGCGAUCUAUAGUGAGGCCAUCGAGAACUACACCACACUUGACCAGCGCACGAUUGGCUUCGUCAUUCACUCGGAGAAGAUCGAGGUCUCUGUCGAGCCCUACAAAUUCACCAAAGACUGGGCUCUUAUCGAACUUUAUAAUGAUAAGAUUGAUUGGACGACGUUCAAAGGCAAUAAGCUUUGGGUCGGUGGUAAACUCUCGAUCUCUGAGUAUAGAAACACGUUGUUCCCUCAGCCCCAGGAUCGAAAGAACUACAGUUACCUUGAGGAUGGUCUCCUCCAGGCCUACGACAUCGUCCGGGAAGCCAAGAUAUGCAGCCCUCAACAACCCGACGUCCACGGCAAGAAUUGCCUGUUUGUCGUGAAAAAUGGGUUGACCACGGGGACCACCGUCGGUCGCGUCAAUGGCCUCGAGUCCUUUAGGUGCAUUUACGAGGACUACGGUAUCAGUAACAAGUCCCUCGGAAUUGCUGUCUUACCCUACGACAAGAUGCACGGCAAGUUUUCCGAUGCUGGCGAUUCGGGACUCACUAACGAAACCGACAUCACAUAUCUCACCCUUUACUGGUGGGUCGAGGAGCAGGUCAAGGCCAAGUUCCCCGGCUGCUCUCUCUACGAAGUUGUCCAGUAG